Messenger RNA from Vombatus ursinus (common wombat), 1178 nucleotides. Its product is annotated as major histocompatibility complex class I-related gene protein-like. Gene Ontology annotation, cellular component: external side of plasma membrane. Gene Ontology annotation, biological process: antigen processing and presentation of endogenous peptide antigen via MHC class I via ER pathway, TAP-independent; positive regulation of T cell mediated cytotoxicity; immune response. The record is from RefSeq and is a predicted model, not a curated record. The transcript has 5 exons. The coding region runs from base 79 to 1107 and encodes 342 amino acids. Lineage: Eukaryota; Metazoa; Chordata; Mammalia; Diprotodontia; Vombatidae.
GCUAGGUAAGUUAAGGAAAGGAGGCAAGCCGCUGGCAGGCAGCCAAGUUGAACUUUACGUGCUUUGGGGUAAGAAAAGAUGGCAUCAGAAGGACCCCGGUGGUACGUCCAACUCGUCCUCUUCAUGCUGUGCCUGACGCCCUACGCCAAUGCUGAAUCUCAUCGUCUUCAAUACAACUUAUUUGCAAUGGUCAGUUCUGAUGGAGAACCCCCCUCAUAUUCAGCCCAUGGCUACCUGGAUGAUGAAUUGUUCCUUCAUUAUGACAGUGAGAGCCAGAGGCCAGAGCCUCGGGGCACCUGGUUGGAUGGUCUUGUGGAAACAGACACUUGGAAGAAAGAGAAGAGCAAUGUGAAAGAGAUUGGACAGGACUUCAAAAUAACUCUGAGACAAAUCAUGGACCAGAGCAACCUAAACACUGGUUCUCACACCUUUCAGGAAACACUAGGCUGUGAACUCCAUGAAGAUGGUACCCGUAGAGGAUUUUGGAAAUACGGUUAUGAUGGAAGGGACUUCCUCAUCUUGCAACCUGAGACACUCACCUGGAAAGCAGUCCAUCCUGCUGCUGGCAAUCUAAAGAAUGCCCUUGAGGAAGAGCCAAGAGAAAUAAAGAUCAAGAAAGCAAAAACAGAAGGAGACUGUUGUGAUCAACUUUUGAGUUACCUGAAAUUUUGGCAGGAAAAAAAAGCAGCAUUCCCUUUGCUGAAUGUGACUCAAAAGGAGAACCGAGAGGGAAAGGUCACUCUGAGGUGUUGUGCUUACAGUUUUGUCCCUCGGGACAUCAAGAUGACCUGGCUGCAGAAUGGGCAUGCACUGAGCCACAGUGACCAUGAAAGAGGAAUCAUUCAGCCUAGUGGGGAUGGCACCUACCAGACCUGGGUGUCUAUAGAUGUCCACUCUGAAGAGUCAAAUUACACUUGCCAUGUGGAACAUCAGGGAAGGAACCAAACCAUCUCUGUACCCUUGGGUCCUGUUCCGGAAGCAAGCAGGAAAUACUGGGUCCUUGCUGCUCUGACUUUUGCUGGUGUUAUUGCUAUUCCAUUUGUGGUAUUUUUUUGUGGUGCCAGGUACAGAGAGAGAAGGCAGCAGCAGGAUGGCCUCCCUGUAUGAGCUAUGAUUCAGUGACUCCCAAGGCCUGCUCCUAUACUGGCACUGUUUGUGCUGGACUGUGCUCCACUCUC